Molecule: messenger RNA, 480 nt
Organism: Humulus lupulus (European hop)
Lineage: Eukaryota; Viridiplantae; Streptophyta; Magnoliopsida; Rosales; Cannabaceae
Exons: 1
Coding region: 1-480 (159 amino acids)
Source: RefSeq, a predicted model, not a curated record
AUGUCUCCCUAUAGACUUGUGUAUGGAAAGGCAUGUCAUUUACCCGUUGAGCUAGAACAUAGAGCCUAUUGGGAAAUUAAGCAAUUGAAUUUUUCAUUAGACAAAGCAGGUGAGAGAAGAAAGCAUCAAUUAAAUGAGUUAGAAGAGCUUAGGCAUGAUGCAUAUGAUUAUUCCAAAAAAUAUAAGGAUCGAAUGAAGAUUUACCAUGACAAAAACAUUUUGCGAAAAGAUUUCUCUCCUGGUCAAAAAGUUCUUUUAUACAAUUCUCGUUUGCAUCUCUUCCCGGGGAAGUUACGCUCUAGGUGGGUAGGUCCAUACAUUGUUCGCACUGUUUUUCCACAUGGAGCCAUUGAAAUUGAAAAUCCUAAUAAUGGUAAUGUAUUCAAAGUGAAUGGAAAAAAAUUGAAACCAUUUUUAGAAUUGAAAACUGCUAAAGUGGAUGAAACCCUUCUUGAGGAUCCUAUUUACCAUGGUCCUUGA